UGAGGCCGAUUCUGGUUUGGGCCAAGAAAAGAAUGGCAUCGACUCUGUGCCACCAACGCCCGACUUCCCAAGUGCCGGAAACUUUGAGGCCACAACGGAGACAGCGUUUUCCGACAUGGCCUUCGCAGACAGUGAUUUUGGGUUUGGACACGCUAAAACUGACAAGGCCGAGAAGGCGAAGGGGAAGCGAAAGAAAGACAAAAAGGCAGAGAAGGAGAAGCAGGAGAAGAAACAAAAAGAGGAAAACAAGGAGAUGACGGAGAUGACGGAGCCAAGCUUCGGGGCAGAGUGGACCACAUUUGGUCAAGAUCCUGGUUUGGCUGCAGAGACACAUGAGAUCAGGGAAAACUGGCCAAGCUUUGGCAACGAACAUGAAAUGUCCUUUGGCCUUGAGGAUGACAAAGAGAAACCAAAGCAAAAGCGAAGACAGAAAGAUCAGAAAGACUCUCAGAAAGAUUCUGAAAAAGGACAGAACAACAGCUGGUCGGAUGACUUACAGCCUCAGGCGACGCGAGAAUCCUUUGUCCCUCACUUUGGGCAGGAUAGCACAGAUCGCCCCAGUUGGGACUUGUCUUUGCCCCAGCCGAGAACGCGUUUUGGUUUGCCUGUGUCUCAUGGAGAGCAAGGUCGAGAGCAGCAAGAGCAGCGAGAGCAGCGAGAUCCUGAUUACGUGGCAAGGCUGGAGGAGAUCCUUGGAGUUUCCAAAGUGCACGCUGGAGAGGCUGUGCGCCUCGACAAACAGAACAGCGAAUGGGCAGGACGGCGUCAUGACGGCCAUUUCGAGGAGAGAUAUCGCACGGCCUUUAUGGAUCUUGGAGACUAUGGAAGCCCUGGGGUUUACGUCAGCUUGAUGGGUCUGAAGAGCAACAGUCAUGUACCAAGAGUGCUUCCAGAACCUGCGAAGCCAUUUCUCAAGACUGUCGCACCAAACUUUGUACCCAACUUCCAGGCUGGCGUACCUGGUCGCUCUAAACCUGCAUUCGACCUGUUGCGGAUGCGUUGAUGGCUUUUACUUUGUGUGUUUCAAGUAUGCCUUGGUGCAGCAAAGUAUUGCAGAUCCGAGAGCAACUUUUCUAGAGGGUGAAACGGUGAAACAGGGUGAAACAGGGUGAAACAACAC
Molecule: messenger RNA, 1120 nt
Organism: Cladocopium goreaui
Lineage: Eukaryota; Dinophyceae; Suessiales; Symbiodiniaceae
Source: the annotation of a GenBank genome assembly